CAUUUUCUACCCCAGACACGCUUCUCUGCGAGUCAACCGCGUGGUACGUAUUAUUUUACCAUCCCGUGCCAGUGAAUUAUUUUGCGCCCUAUCCCUUGCCCGUCGCGUUGGUAGGAAACCGGCGACAUCAAACCUCACACUGACCGUUUUCACUUCUUUCAAAGUGAGAAACCUUCCGCGCGUCCCUCCCAAAGAACGGGAAAGGAGAGAACAAGAGAAAGAAAGGGGAGGGUCAUUCUGCUUUCUUUCCCGGGCUCGAAUAAACUCGUCAUCUACCGUUCCCCCGGAAUUCUACGGCCUAAGCCAGGGGUUGUUCCACGCGCUAGCUGGUAGAAAGUGUUCAAGGAUGCUGUCUACUAGUUGGAGAGGUUUUGGUUUUGGCGUGUAGCCAUCUCAUUAUGUCGCGUUCCUCGGCGGGUUUUGCGGAUUUUUUUCCAACUGCACCGUCAGUCCUCCAGCAAAAACGGUCUAAAGCAACCCGGGACCGACCUCGACCUCAACCACAAUAUCAAAUCCACAACGCUCAAGACGAUCAAGGUCUUUUAGGUGCUGCGGAGGCAGCCCCUCGUGCUACGCAUAAUGAUGGAUCUUCGGAGGCAGUUCAAGACGCUUCCACAGGCGAUGGGAACACACAUUCCGAGCACGCCGCCGGCAAGCCUACAAGUUUUUUAAACGCGGGUGUCGUAUCUUCCACUCACAGCAGGGCUACAACAAGCUCGCAUGAGGCGCAUCCCGACACACUCACACCGCUCACCACAGCCGACGUGUCUCCUUCUCACAAGCACAGCUCACCUCAUGUCAAGGUCCCCGCUGGGACUGUUGGACAAGGGUCGGUGGUAUCAAAGGCAGAGUACCAGAAGCUUGAGGCGACCCCUCUCCAAACACCUCCGACGCCGAAAUCGCAAAGUUGUGCAAUUGGUAGCAUUACUGGCUACAAGUUGAUAUACGAUCCUGACACCGACAAACGAUCCUCGAAGGAAAAACGCAAGAAACCUCGCUAUAUGGACAUCAAUUUAACGGAGCUGAAUGAUUGCCCGUCUGAUCCUCGACUUACUAUACCGAACUACAGACGGGGCGCCGGCUGCAAACAAAAAGCAAAAUUUCGACCAGCACCCUACACCUUGAAACCUUGGCCAUAUGAUUCCUUGACAAGCGUAGGCCCUGGGCCUCCUGUCCAGAUUGUUGUCACCGGUUUUGACCCUCUUACACCCAUCACAUCAAUCAAUGCUUUUUUCUCGAGCUUUGGGGAAAUUUCAGAGAUAAACAAUCGAACAGAUCCUAUUACCGGCAGGUUUCUCGGGAUAUGCUCCAUAAAGUACAAAGACAGUGGAUCUUUUCGAGGUGGUGGACCGGUUCUUGGAGUCAAUGCGGCCAAACGCGCUUAUUUCGAAUGCAAAAAGGAGCAGCGGAUUGGAACACGCAGAAUCAGGGUCGAGCUAGAUCGGGACGGUGUCGUUUCCGAGAAGAUUGUCUCCAGAGCUGUCGAUGCACAAAAGAUCGGACAUAAAGGCCAUUUGCAUACUGCGGAAGAGACAAAACCGGAACAACAGGCGAAACAAGAGCCUCCACCAAUGGCACCGAAAGGGCCCUCAGGAAGAUUAUCCAUUCGAUCAACGGCGGUGGUGCCCGAGGGACCAAAAGUGAGCUUCAUAAAACCUGCGGUCCCAUCAUUAGUCGAAGAUAUUCCAAUCCUGAAUCAGAUCAAACGCGAUCCAUACAUCUUCAUUGCACACUGUUACGUUCCAGUUCUCAGUACAACCGUUCCACAUCUCAAGAAGAGACUGAAGUUAUUUAGCUGGAAAGAUAUCCGCUGCGAUAGAACAGGAUAUUACAUCAUAUUUGAGAACUCUCGACGUGGCGAAGAAGAAACUGAGCGUUGUUUCAAAUUGUGCCACAUGAAACCAUUAUUCACGUAUAUCAUGAAUAUGGAAAACCAACCUUACGGAAAUCCCGGCUACGAGCGGAGCCCCAGCCCUGAACGAUUUCAAGCGGAGAAACGCGCGAGAACGGAAAAGGAGAGGCUCAAGAAAGAGGCAGACUUAGAUCUCGAGGAGGAAAAGAAGCAACGCGCUAUUGACCUCGACCCUUGCAAAGAAGUGCUUGCCAUCAUUGUUCGGGAUCUAAAGGACAAACUUCUCGAAGAUGUGAAGUCGCGCAUUGCUGCGCCGGCCUUGUAUGACUAUCUUGACCCAGCUAGACAUGCGGCUAGAAGGAAGAAACUGGGUAUCGCAGAACCAGAUGGCAUUAGAAGACCAAUGUUUCGCAUUGACUUUGAUAGCCGACUUGAAACACCUGAUUCUCGUUCUGAAAUAUCCAAAGCGGGGAGCCCAUUUAACGUCUCUGGUCUCAACGUUCUCGCACUUCCGCGAAUCAGGAAGGCCCGCCGUCUUGAUUCCACAAGUGCCGCUUUCUUAGAUGAGAGACGCAAGCAACCCUUGCGGAGGAAAGAAGUUCGACCACUUUAUCACCGGCUGCAACAGUUGCAUGAAGAUGAUGACUCGGACGAUGAACAGAGAAAUUCAUCCAUCAAAGACAUUGACGAACAAGAAAGUCGACCCCCCAGCCGGAUAAGUUCACCAACAUCUGAUUCCGACGGUGGCGAUGGAUACGUCUCAACGUUCUUGGAGGACUCGACUGCGAAAGAUUCGACACCCGAGGCAAGGAAUUCAGAGUCUGGGGAUAACGAUGGGACACUCCAGGGAGAAUCGCUGACAAAGUCUAUACGGUCAGGCAGUCGUGAACUUUCUCCUGCCUCGCGUAAAAGAAAAAGGCUAAGCGAAGAGCUUCUAGCGCGAAAGAGGCAAAAAGGAGAUGAGGAAAUCUUUAGUCCCAGCUCAAUGGUCGACGAGCUAGGUCAACACACUGAAGAAAUCUCAGGGUUUCACGGGGCUGCUGAUGACGAUGGUAUCGCGGUCGGGCAGCAUCUUCAUACGCUACAGAGUCUCUCGGCCCAUGGAGACAAAGAUUGGCGGAAAGAAACAACCAGGGCAGAACCAUCACUGGCAAACCUGCAAAAUAUUGAUAUCGGUUCUCCCAUCUUUCUCAAUGGGCGUCGAGUUUUGCUGGGUCCCCUUGAUGAAGUUGGCACAGAGCGACGGGAGGGAACAAAAACAGGGGUUCUGUGGAAUGUUUCAAGUGAUGAACCUCGGUCAAUUGUCGAAGACGAUGAAGCAAUAUUCAUGGACCUUGACGGUUGGCAGAAUCUUAUCAAGGAUGAAGAGGAUUUGCGCUUUCUCCGAGAUAUCCUGAUCGAACAGCCAAAGUCCAAUGUUGGAAGUCUCUCGGCGUGGGCAUGGCGACAGAAAGAGAUCAAAGCACUCAAUGGGCCUGGUAAUGUGGGCCCCGUACAUGAGGGAACGGUCAUCCAUGGCUACUAUGUGUCCAAUGAGACAGGUGCAGCUCGAACUGAAGGUCGGAAGAGAAUCCUGGAGUCCGAGAAAUCAAAGUACCUCCCACAUCGAAUCAAGGUCCAAAAAGCGCGCGAGGAACGUGAGGCCAAGGCAAAAAUCGAUCCACAUGCAGUUGCUGCUGAGGCGGCAAGGGCUGCAGUGGCGAAGACCAUUUCUAAGUCAACAUCCCGGUCAACAAGGGUAAAUAAUCGUCGUUUGAUUGCCGACAUCAACGCUCAAAAACAGGCUCUCCCCACACAAAGUGGUGACGGUGACGUCCUUCGUUUCAAUCAAUUGAAGAAGAGAAAGAAACCCGUGCGUUUUGCUAGGUCUGCCAUCCACAACUGGGGCCUUUAUGCCGAGGAAAACAUAACCGCGAACGACAUGAUCAUUGAAUACGUCGGAGAGAAAGUCCGACAGCAAGUCGCUGACAUGAGAGAAAGGCAAUAUUUGAAGAGUGGAAUUGGCAGCAGUUAUCUAUUUCGAAUUGAUGAAAACACGGUGAUCGACGCCACCAAAAGAGGGGGUAUAGCUAGGUUCAUCAACCAUAGCUGUACACCUAACUGCACAGCCAAGAUCAUCAAAGUGGAUGGUAGCAAACGAAUUGUUAUAUAUGCUCUUAGGGAUAUUGAAAGAGACGAGGAACUUACAUAUGACUACAAGUUUGAAAGAGAAUGGGAUAGCGAUGAUAGGAUACCAUGCCUCUGUGGUUCAACCGGGUGUAAAGGCUUUCUCAAUUAAUAAUGCAUGCCAGUUAUGCCCACAUGCAGUCUUUCCCGCAUAUGUUUAUGCCUGUGCUCUUUAACUAUUCCGUAGGACAUUUGCUCAUUCGCCCCCCUUUUUUUAGAAUACUUUGACAA
Messenger RNA from Aspergillus steynii IBT 23096, 4249 nucleotides. RefSeq names its product histone methyltransferase SET1 (gene set1). Gene Ontology annotation, cellular component: Set1C/COMPASS complex. Gene Ontology annotation, molecular function: nucleic acid binding; histone H3K4 methyltransferase activity; protein binding. The record is from RefSeq and is a predicted model, not a curated record. NCBI's taxonomy places the organism in Eukaryota, Fungi, Ascomycota, Eurotiomycetes, Eurotiales, Aspergillaceae. The transcript has 2 exons. Bases 399 to 4130 code for a protein of 1243 amino acids.